AUGACUGCUGGUGCAGAAGAAUCGGCAUCCGAUGCUUCUGUGGAUGUGGAUAACGACGACGAGGACGACGCUUUGUGCGUAUUGUACGCUGCUCCGCUUCUUUCAACUUCCACAAACAAUGCACUCAAUCACGCUGCCAAGUACCGUCUUGCUACUAACACGUCCCCCCACCCAUGCAUCAUCCUGUCUUCUCCAGCCCCCACAUACUCGCUGGUCACCCUCUCAGCCCGUCACUCUCCUCCAACGCUAUGCUCUCACGGUGAUUGCCGAUUGACAGAUCAUAAAUUUCUUGAUAUAUGUUUCCGACGCGGUCCAUCAUUCUUCUGCGGAUUGGGCGUUUGCCGUAGCUCCGCCCGCCCGAACAGCAGCGAUUGGUCGGCAGCGCAGAGCCACGCCCCGGCGGCGGCCUUUGAUGUGCCGACGCUGCCCGCCUCUUCAGCCUGUCACUCGCACGCAUUCUUGUCUACUGACAUGGUAUCCACUCACUCUCAAUACAUCACCGACUUCACACCUACGUCAAGUGUUGAUGCCGGCAAAAGCCCUCUGGCAAUGCUCGCAAAAACCUGCGAGACCAUUGGUCUCCCGGACACACCAUCUAAGAAAAGUCCAUCGGAGAAGAAGGAAGAAGGAAAGAAAGCGGACAGUCCGGCUGACCGACGAAAGGAACGAUCGCCGCGGGCGACACCGACGACAACCGCGCGCGUCGAGCCCACAUCGUCGACGACUACGUUCCCUGGGCUUCCGAAACCAAGCUUUCCGCUUGGUUUCUCGCCUACUUUACCGUUCACGUUCCCGUAUCCGAUGAUGCCGUACACAAUGCCAUUUCCAUCGUUUCCGAUGCAGUUCCCGAUGGCGGCACGACCUCCGUGCCCUUCGAUGCUGCUUCAGAGGCCUUGCGUAACACCCGGAUGCACUUCCUGCUCUCCGGACAUGCUUACUUCGUUUGCUGCUCAUCCGCUCUUCUCAACAUACUCGUCGAUGAUGCCUUCUGCUUCUAGCGCUUCCAUGCUGCCAACCUCCUACCAAACUCUUUUGGCAUCAUCCGCCGCUGCUGCUGCUGCUUCCGCCUCUUCUGUUCCUUCCACAUCCGGAACAUCCACAACCACCACAUCGAAACCGUCCAGUCAAUCGAAGCACACGUGUUCAUGGGUGGAAUCGACGGGGAUCUGCGGGAAACAGUUCUCCUCAGCUGACGAUCUUGCCAGCCACGUGAAGCAGGUUCAUACUCCAUCACCACCGUCAAGUGCUUCAUCCGUUACCCCGGAUGUCUCAAAAACACCACUGUCUCGUCCUAGUCUACCUCGUUUCCAUCCUUAUUCGAAACCUGCAACGCUUCCAAUGCCUCCUAUGAUGCCUUUUCCCUCAGCGUUGCAGGCAAUGUACGCUCAACGCCUUAUGUCCACCAUGCCUCAUCCUUGA
Messenger RNA from Necator americanus (New World hookworm), 1419 nucleotides. RefSeq lists its product as uncharacterized. Gene Ontology annotation, biological process: negative regulation of DNA-templated transcription. The coding region runs from base 1 to 1419 and encodes 472 amino acids. Gene Ontology annotation, cellular component: nucleus. The transcript has 4 exons. NCBI's taxonomy places the organism in Eukaryota, Metazoa, Nematoda, Chromadorea, Rhabditida, Ancylostomatidae. The record is from RefSeq and is a predicted model, not a curated record.